This is a messenger RNA of Colletotrichum orchidophilum, 411 nucleotides long. RefSeq lists its product as uncharacterized. The record is from RefSeq and is a predicted model, not a curated record. The transcript has a single exon. Lineage: Eukaryota; Fungi; Ascomycota; Sordariomycetes; Glomerellales; Glomerellaceae. Bases 1 to 411 code for a protein of 136 amino acids.
AUGUUGAACUGCACAAACACAGAGCACGGCGGCACGUAUACGCGCACACGGUUUCCCGACGACGACACCCCUCAAGCACCUAUCCACUUUCGGAAGCUAGGCAAAGCUACAAUGCUUACCCACCGACAGCAGCUCCUGGCGGAGUCUCUAUAUACAAUCAGGUCACAAAGCUGCAUGCCAAGCAUAAGGCCGCGGAGAAUUCUCGACAGACCAGGGACAAAGAUGACUGUGUGCGAUGCGAGCAAGAAGCACCUUGCGCGAAGAGAGGGGGCCAGCUACAGCAGCCUCAUCGGCGGUGGCAGCGUCAGCGUGCAGCAAAUGGACGUCGACAUCAAGGCCAUUGUCGACCCUCUCAUGUCCCGGCUCAUCUUGCCCUACCCUCACUUGGGCCGGUUGGCCAACCCUCCUUGA